UUAUCUGAAUAUCUCCCCCUUUCAUCUGGACAGUUCUCGAUUUCUGGCGGAGGUGUUUGUUUUGCCCUGCGCUCUUGACUGGCAAGCGCCACGCUUGUUGCUUCGAACGACGUCUCUGCUCCUCCGAGUUAGCGGACCCAAGCGAGUCGGUGACCGGCUGGCCGGCUAAGUGUGUGUGUGUGUGUGCGUUCCCCCGAACCCAUGAGCUCGAAUGGGUAGAGAAGCGGAGCUUUUCCAGGCCGCUCGCUACGGAAAUGUAUCCGUUAUCGAGCGUCUCCUAUCGAGCAAGAACAAGGGCGGCUCAGUCAAGUCCAUAGCCAUAGCUAAUGUGCGACAGGGCUUCAAGCGGCAACUGAAUCCCAACUGCCAGGAUGAGUCCGGAAGCACUCCUAUACACAUCGCAGCUCUUCAUGGACACAAGGAUGCCGUUACUCUCUUACUGAAGCGCAAUGCCUCGACUCACAUCCCAGACGCUCGAGGAAACUUUCCGUUGCAUCUGUCUGCCUGGAAUGGUCACCAGGAGGUGUGCAACAUCUUGCUGCACAGCGGUCCAUCCAAGGCGAACAUCAACGAAGUGAACUCCCUGGAAGAAACUGCAGUCUUGCUUGCUUCGCAGAAUGGUCAUUCGGGAGUCAUCAAGCUACUUGUCGAGUGUCAAGCCAACACUCUGAUUUGCAACAUCCGCUUCGAGUCCUGCCUCGAUCUUGCAUCGCAAUACGGACACUUGGAGGUGGUGAAGAUACUGUGCCGCAAUGCCAAGCUUGUGCGCGUUGGCCACCCGGACUCCACGGCCAUUCAUCUUGCUGCUCGCAACGGCCAUUCGGCGGUCGUGCAGCAUCUUCUUGCCUGCAAUGUGGACGUGAACACGACUACUACUCAAGGCACAGCAUUGCACGAGGCCGCUCUCUUUAGCCGUGUGGAGGUGGUCAAACUGCUGCUUGGCUCAGGUGUUGAUCCCACUCUGAAGAAUGAGAAGGGCCUGACAGCGUUCGACUUGGUCAAUCGACAUCACAGCAGUCAAAGCAACUCUGAGAUACGCUUUCUCUUGGAGGCGGAUCUCCAGAAGAUGGACUUGGCGGUCGCCGUUAAAGAUCACAAGCCCCGACGUGGCACCCCAGGAUGUUUGUCGUUUGACGAAGGCGAUCGCAUUCAGGUCAUUCGCAGGCUGGACAGCUCCACAUGGAUUGGCAUGUGCGAGGGCAGACGGGGGAAAUUCCCGGCCAAGCUAGUUCAGAUCACAGAAACUGAGUUUGAGGCAAACCUCAGCACCUCUCCCAGGAUCAGCGCACUGUCGCUGGAGAUUCGCAGCAGCCAUGCCCGGCCACGAGGAUCAUCCCUAGUCGUUCCCAGACCACGAAGUGGCACAAGUUCAUCGUUAUCUCAUUCAUCGCUUGAUGUGAAUCAAGCCACACCUAACCUGGCUGCUUCAGAUGUCAAACGCUCGGAGCCUCCACCUGCACCGCCAAUGCCGAAUGCUUUGCUACGUGAAAUCGAAGCCCUACGUGACAUGCCAUUCCCGGUGAAGCAAAGCCCUGCAAAACCCAAGCGUAAGAACUUCUCAGUUCCGAAAUCCAAGAUUCCCGUCAGCCGCGUACAAUCCUUUCCAGUCCUGUCCUCCUCGGGCACGCCGGCUGUCAACGGAGCAGCAGUACCCAGUAGUAUGCCGGUGGGAGCAGCCGCAAGUCACCUAAGUGGCCGAGGCAUUGCUUCUGGAAUCCUAGUGGAGAAUGGGAGCAUAGCAACCGGUGGUGAUGGCUCACCGGAUUUGCGCAGAUCCCAUGUGCCUGCCUUGCUUCCAUCAGACACUAGCGUGGUGCAGGCAUCGUCCAGUUCCAGCACAGCUCUGGCAGCUAAUGGCCACGUGGUAAGUAGAACUCACAGAACUCCUCCAAGCAGAACGGGUUCUGAACGCUCGCAGCAAGCUCCCUCCGCUGCUACUGGCGACUCUGAGAGGCAGACGACUCUGUAUGCGAUGGCGAAAGAUGUAAUGCCUGCCAGGACAACUGCUCCGGCUAGCAGCGGAGAAGCUACUCCGAGGAGCACACUGCCAUCAACGGCGGUAUCCUACGACCGAAACUCCGUGCUGUACGCCACAGCUGAAGGCUUCGCACUGCCCAAGGACAUCGAGACCAAGCCCAGAGCUACAUCGUCUCCUCGAGACAUCAAGCGCUGGCCCGAGCGCGUAUCGGUCAAAUCCAGGAAGACGUCGACACCGGCAGACAUGGGUAGCUCUGUACGCGACCCCUCUACAGCAUCAUCAUCCUCAUCCUCCUCCGCGCGGCCACUGAGCACACAGCAAAACCGUGUGCCCCUGGUGGAAUCCCUGUACGCUGCUGUUGUGCUACCGACACCUGACACACAGCACGGGCCGCGCAUUAUCAGCGAGCCCACACGCAAGAUCUCGGCGCCUGUACAAAUACAAUCGCCACGCGGCUCGGCGAGAAAGACCAGCGCGGCAGCGGUGGACACUGGCAAUCAGUAUGCAUGUGCCACCGCUCCCACUCUGGCCUUUCUGUCGGGUGGUACGUCGCCGAAAGACAGACCUCAAGACCCGACCGGCUCGCCGCUAUCGAAAUCCCCCAACUGGCCGACUUCGCCGCCUCCCAACACUGCAGCGCCACCCAAGCCAAGCCCGUCAAUGCUUACCUCACCCCCGGCCACCAGCAAAAGCAGCAGUAGUACUGUGGCUGGUGGGAGUAGUAAUGCUGCUACCAAUCAGGUACAAGCAACAAGGAACGUCGAGAGCCUGUACUGCGAAGCCAGGGCACCGGGUCUGGACAUGCACUCGCCGCCAGCUCUCAAUUCCAACUCCGACGCCAAAUCAGAGGAGGUCACGCCUGAAAAGGACGGCAAGCCAGUCCCUAGGGAAUCCGUCUCAACUCUGACUCCUUCUGACGAUGAACACUUAACCGUCGGCAUGCCAUACCGGUCUCUCUACGAUAGUGACUUCUCCGAUCUCCCGGAGAGCGCAAAGCGAGUGAGUGCGAGUUCGGAGAGUGGGAAACACGUGAGUGAUUGUUCCGCGACAUCACCUUAUGGACUGGCUACGGUGAAUGAAGGCUCGCUUAGAGUUGGUGGUGAAGAGGAUGGCGAGGGCAAUGGGUAUUCCCUUGGUACAGUUCAGCACACCCGCCUUCUCUCACCAACCAACCCGGCAUACGAAGCAGUGCUCGUGGACAAUGAUGUCAGCGUCCUUACCAGCAGUAUGGAGAGGGAAACCGACUCCGGCAGCAUUCAAUCGUAUAGCUAUGUGGAUAUUGUUGGAGAGGGUGCGGACAAGAGAAUAUCAGCAGCUGUCAACUCCCCCGACAAGCAGCCACCGUCUGCGUUGGACCUGCGUCCGCUCAGCACAAUAGCUACUGCCAAGCGCGCCUCGUCUCUUCCGCCAGCUCUGACAACUCAGCCUGAGCCGCCGUCGCAAGCCUAUGGUGUCCUGUCGUCGGAGGUGCCGCCGGUGUCCGCGCCCAGCCCAGUCGCCCGCGGUCUGAAAACCAGAGCGUCUGCACCGGCAUUCACCUCCCUGGCAACUACAUCUACCAACAAGCCGGUAGAGGCAGCACAAGUAUACCAUGGUGCCGCCAACUCCAAGCUGCCAGCGCCCGGUCUGCACUAUGCAGUCCCCGCAAGCCCAGCGAGGAAAAGCUCCGACACGGCACCGAGUGCUGGUGGAGGUGAGGUGACGGAUGAGGAUACGCACUUCAGUCGUGUUCAGCAGUCGGCAGAAGAGCAGCUGGCAGCCAUGCUGAAUGACCUGGAGAUCCUGCAGCCGCGCCGAUCCCAGCGUGCCGACUCCAAGGCUACUUCAGUGUCAUCCGAUUCACUGGAGACCUCCAGCAGAGCUGUGGAUGUGUCCUCUGCAAUGGCCAAUGUCGACGUUCCUACAGCCGUGGAUCACUCCACGCCAUUAGCAUCACCUGUUGGGAAAACACAGCCGCUGCCAAAGAAUGAGGAAGAGCAACGGCAUUCACUCACCAGACCUGACGACGACGUUGAAGUCGUCCUUGCCGAUUUGUCCGGACUGGCUCUUGGAGGUUCACUGCCUCGUCGGCGCACUGCAGGAAGCAUAGAUGAGGACGCCGACGAAUGGGAAAAGAUCAUGGCUAUGUGUAAAGAGACGACUUCAGAGAAGCCUGCUGACGCCGCAGCCUCUGCUGCUGCUGCGCAGUUGUCAACCUCACCACGUCAAGCAGGAGCAACAAAUGUGAGUCAGUGGUUAGCACAGUAUCAUCUACACAACUAUGCAUCCCUGCUGAUACAGAAUGGCUUUGAUCAUCUGGACUACUUGAAAGAGGAGAUCAUGUCCGACAACGACCUUCUCCAGAUUGGUAUUGUGUCAGACGAAGAUCGCAGUGAUCUACUAGCCUGUGCCAGCAUGUUAGCAGAUAGAGCAGAGGAGCCAGCACCCGACAGUGUUCUGGAGUGGCUGGCGCAGAUUGGCUUGUUGCGUUACUACCCCGAGCUGGUGGACGUUCCCGAGCUCAAGUCUAAAGAGUCCGUCUGCCUGUGGUCGGACGACCAAUGGACAAAGGUUGGGAUCACUAAGAUCGGACAUCGGCGUCGAUUGCUGGCGCAUUCCAAUGACAUCAAUGUCUUCUCCAUCAACCACCGGGCCAUGGAUGCCCUCAAGCCCAGGAAUUCACAGGGCUCCAUCAGACUGUCGAAAGCGCACUCCUCAUCCUCGUCGUCGGAGGUAGAGCCAUCGCGUAAGAACUCCUUGUCCAGUGCAUCCCAGGACAAUGGUACGAUAACCAGUGGAGCAAGCAACAGGUCGUCUGGCCGACGGCCUUCGGCGCCCACUGAUAGAAAGCAGAUACCUGAAGAAACAAUCGCGGACCCGACGGAAGGCCGCAUUUCAACCGCACCGGCACAGCGCAGCACACCCAUACCAUUACCCCGCAGUAUGAGUUCUUCGGCGAUGCUGAAGUUAGGUGUGGCCAAGCCUCCUGCCACGACCGCAUCAACAAGUACAGGCCACGUGGCCACCAAGACACCAUUACGCAAACAUCAGAGCUCUCCUAAACUCACAACAGUUACAGCGACCCCACCGGUGAUACCACCCAAAAAAUCCGAAUCGGCACACGCGUUGAAAGUUACCCGAACACCUUUGCAGAAAGGCACUGUUUCUCCUUCAACGUCCGUGUCUUCGGGAAAGAGUUCUCCCAACGUGGAAUCCACCUCAACUUCUCAACUAAAGAAAACCGAACCCGACCGAGAGGAGGCAAAGUCGUCGAGAAAACCUAGGCCUGAGGCAUCGCGUUCAAAGUCCCGUGCCCAGCUUGAGGCGUCAGCACCUAGCGAUGCUCGCCGGGAGAGCAGUGCUGCCCUGAGAUCGCUGGGCAUCGACGGUGAGCGUUUGGACACGGUGCACGGGACAUGGCAUCGAAUGAAGAAGGAACUCUCCGAGAGCGCGAUGGAGUAUGAAAUGAAGUACCUUGGCAGCAUGAUCGUCUUGCAAUUCGAAGGCUCCAAGACCACUGAGAUGGCAUGCAAGCGUAUGCGGCAAUCCACCGCACAGCUGUUCAAGAUUCCACGGAUCAUCCUCCGCGUUAACAACAAAUCAGUUGCCUUUCUGGAUAGUGUCACUAAGAACGUACUUCAGGAGCAUGACAUCACAUGUGUGCUGUACGUCAGUCAAGAUCCAGUAGAGCUGAGUGUGUUUGGUUAUGUGACUCAGGAUCACACUACCGCCAAGCACAUUUGCCAUGUGUUCAGGUGCUUUGAUUCGGCCAUGGCGGAUGAGAUAGUGCUGACGUUCGGUCACGUAUUCCAGAUUGCAUUUGAGAAUAUGAAGGAACUGCGCCGGCCGUCCUGCACCAGCUGUGGCACUCGCGGCUCGAAGUGUGUCUGCCCUGAGCAGCAGGCAAGCAGCGGGCAAUCGCCGGACAUUGCUUCCAACGGCCGCAAUGCCUCGCCAACAGCCGGCAAGAAGAAGCCACCGCCCAAGCCAACACGUGGUACCCGCAGUGUUGGUGGGAGCUACAUGGACCGACCCAGCUAUAUGGAUCGGCCAUCGCUCGGCGCCUCGUCUGCAAGCAUGGCUAGUGAAGACUCAUCCAUGUCGUCCAUGCUGGCCUUUUCACCGCCCAAUCGCGGAAUGCUAGAGCAAGACACAACCUCACUCAACUCCUCUCAGAAUGAUCUUCUUUGGCACACUGUUCAGUCCACUUUCGGUGACACCUGAGCAGAUGUUGUCCAAGACAAACUGCCGCCGCUGCCGCGUGUCCCCCACACAACAGCAUUCACGGCUUCACAUCACCGGCUCGUGUUACUGGCAACCAGCCAGCGACCAAUCAGACGUGACGAUCUCUUUAGUUACACGUUUGCAUGCUGCAUAGCUUUCCAUUUUGUUUCCUUUGAUUUAGCCUUGAUCCAGAAAUCUUGAGUAUAUCGCAAGUAUGAGCCACAAUUUCUAUCAACACAUUUUCUCCCCCUUGGUGGAUAUUUAUAAUGAUGCUGGAACUUAGCAUCACUCUUCCCUCCUGUUCUGGUGUACAAUUAGCCACUGAACAACUUUUUCUUUUAAUUACAGUUUUUAGACUCACAAUCAACUGGGCAAAAAAAUUCAGAAGCAGGUUGGUGUGCGAGCGCCGAUUUCGCUUCAUAUUUAAACUUCUAGUUGCUGACAAUUAAGCCACCAUCUUGCGACAACAUUUUCAUCAUGGCAUCGAGCGUGUACAGUAAGAUCGGACGCCGAAGAACGCAGGGGCUCAGGGCGCAGCCUAGCAGUGUAUCGUUCAGAUUUUAAUCGUUUCGUUUUUAUUCCGCGAUCAUGCGAUGUGAUCAUAAAGCAGUACAAAUGUUCUUAGAUCUGCAAAUCUAGCGGUUCUGUGCCAUUUACCAGAGUUCUUCGGCGAAGUGUUCUACGGCGCCCGAUCAUACUGUAAUGCGAAAGCUGUUGUUUCUGCUUGAGGAAGGAGAAACAAGCGGAAAAUUCUACCGAAGAAGAAAAUCUAAAAAUUUUCUUUAGCACUCAUCAGGAGAACAUGUAAAAAGUUUAAGAACGAGAGAGCUUGGAAGCUCAGGGCCCUUCGCUAUGCUUUUUGCCUUGAUGACCUAGGCAAAAAAAGUUAUAAAUUUUUCAUUUCUCCUAUUUUUUUUUCAAGACAUAACCUGGGAUUCGAACCUGCACUAUCGCUCUGCAUGCAUCCCCCGAUACACUUCGCACACAUACCAAUUCUUCCAAGUAAGUUGCUUCACGUUAUGAUCUUGCAUUUGAAAACCCUAUUUGAAUAUCGUGGCCAGGUGUUUGUGGCCAGCCCUAGCCGUCUCUGAUGGUACGGUACGGGAUAGAUACGGUCGAGGGUAAUGCGACACCGUCUACCACCUUGAUGACCUAGGGAAAAAAAGCAUAGGGAUGUUAUACAUUUUUCAAUUCUCCUAUUUUUUUAUAAGGCAUAACCUGGGAUUCGAACCUACUUGCAUUCCCCAACACACUUCGCAUUCAUACUCAUUCUUCCAAGUUCCUUCACGUUAUGGUCUUGCAUUUAGCCCUAUUUCAA
This is a messenger RNA of Sycon ciliatum, 7499 nucleotides long. RefSeq lists its product as uncharacterized. Bases 212 to 6181 code for a protein of 1989 amino acids. The record is from RefSeq and is a predicted model, not a curated record. Gene Ontology annotation, cellular component: cytosol. Gene Ontology annotation, molecular function: protein binding. NCBI's taxonomy places the organism in Eukaryota, Metazoa, Porifera, Calcarea, Leucosolenida, Sycettidae. The transcript has 31 exons.